Molecule: messenger RNA, 1942 nt
Organism: Eptesicus fuscus (big brown bat)
Lineage: Eukaryota; Metazoa; Chordata; Mammalia; Chiroptera; Vespertilionidae
Gene: MFAP1
Product: microfibril associated protein 1
Exons: 9
Coding region: 133-1458 (441 amino acids)
Biological process (GO): mRNA splicing, via spliceosome
Cellular component (GO): U2-type spliceosomal complex
Molecular function (GO): RNA binding
Source: RefSeq, a predicted model, not a curated record
UCCGCCUCAAGUGGUGUUUCCUUCAGUCGCAGUGCAACGUCCAGGACCUCUAGCAGGAGAGGAUUUUUGUUUUGCCGUUGGUAGCUGUUUACUAUCUGGAAUCAGUGAAGUGCCCGGAGCACUGCCGCUGCCAUGAACAUGUCGGUCCCAAGCGCACUCAUGAAGCAACCGCCCAUCCAGUCCACGGCUGGGGCCGUCCCGGUUCGCAAUGAGAAAGGUGAGAUUUCGAUGGAGAAAGUGAAGGUGAAACGUUAUGUAUCGGGAAAGAGGCCAGACUAUGCCCCUAUGGAGUCCUCCGAUGAGGAGGAUGAAGAAUUUCAGUUCAUUAAGAAAGCCAAAGAACAAGAAGCAGAGCCUGAGGAACAGGAGGAGGAUUCAUCUAGCGACCCUCGACUACGACGUUUGCAGAACCGUAUUAGUGAAGAUGUGGAAGAGAGAUUGGCUCGACAUCGGAAAAUAGUGGAACCUGAAGUGGUAGGAGAAAGUGACUCAGAAGUAGAAGGAGAUGCUUGGCGCAUGGAACGAGAAGAUAGCAGUGAGGAGGAAGAAGAAGAAAUUGAUGAUGAGGAAAUAGAGCGGCGCCGUGGCAUGAUGCGUCAACGAGCACAGGAGAGAAAAAAUGAAGAGAUGGAAGUCAUGGAAGUGGAAGAUGAGGGACGUUCUGGGGAGGAGUCAGAAUCAGAGUCUGAGUAUGAAGAGUACACAGACAGUGAAGAUGAGAUGGAGCCUCGCCUUAAGCCAGUCUUCAUUCGAAAGAAGGACCGAGUAACAGUUCAAGAACGUGAGGCUGAAGCAUUGAAACAGAAGGAGCUGGAGCAGGAGGCUAAACGCAUGGCUGAGGAGAGGCGCAAGUAUACACUCAAGAUUGUAGAAGAGGAGACCAAAAAAGAGCUGGAGGAAAACAAGCGAUCCCUGGCUGCACUGGAUGCACUGAAUACUGACGAUGAAAAUGAUGAGGAGGAAUAUGAGGCCUGGAAAGUUCGGGAACUAAAAAGAAUCAAGAGGGACAGAGAAGAUCGAGAAGCACUUGAGAAGGAGAAAGCAGAAAUUGAACGCAUGCGAAACCUGACUGAGGAAGAGAGGAGAGCUGAGCUCCGUGCAAAUGGCAAAGUUAUUACCAACAAAGCUGUUAAGGGCAAAUACAAGUUCUUACAGAAGUAUUAUCACCGGGGUGCCUUCUUCAUGGAUGAGGAUGAAGAAGUAUACAAGAGAGAUUUCAGCGCACCUACCCUGGAGGAUCAUUUCAACAAAACAAUUCUUCCCAAAGUCAUGCAGGUCAAGAACUUUGGGCGCUCUGGUCGUACCAAAUAUACCCACCUUGUGGAUCAGGACACCACCUCCUUUGAUUCAGCAUGGGGCCAAGAGAGUGCCCAGAACACGAAGUUCUUUAAACAAAAGGCAGCUGGGGUACGAGAUGUAUUUGAACGGCCAUCUGCCAAGAAGCGGAAAACUACUUAAAGGUCAACUACUUAUCUUCCAGCUGUGGGACACAAGGGCAAGUCUCAGUGUCUGGUCCUUUGCUUUCACUAUUAUUUACAUGGGCUAUGUAUCCAGCCUGUUGGACCUACUGCCAUACUUGUGACACUGGGUAACCCAGUUUUGGAAGGUGCUUUGUGCGGUUUGGACUCAUGCUGAGAAACCCACAUAAAAGCACUACCCAGGUAGGAUUACCCCCACUUAAAAUUAUUUCUGAGAAAUCUUCGUUUUCAUCAUUGCUCUGGCUUCCCAAAUUUACUUGGGACUGUUUCAAGUUUUUUCCUAGCCCCAUAGCUUGGGUCAUAAAUAUAGGCAUGUAAAUGGACAGUGCAUUACUUCUACCUUACAAGAAACCUGAGCUCAUUGAAACCUGAUUUACCUUUUUGGCUCAAGUCAAUUUUUCUAGGUGAAUGUACUUUUUAAAUCCAUUUAUGUACAUGUCAAUAAAUAAAAGAAUCACAUGAGA